Helianthus annuus (common sunflower) is the source of this 1622-nucleotide messenger RNA. RefSeq names its product NAC domain-containing protein 40. Gene Ontology annotation, molecular function: DNA binding. The transcript has 4 exons. The record is from RefSeq and is a predicted model, not a curated record. NCBI's taxonomy places the organism in Eukaryota, Viridiplantae, Streptophyta, Magnoliopsida, Asterales, Asteraceae. Bases 127 to 1452 code for a protein of 441 amino acids. Gene Ontology annotation, biological process: regulation of DNA-templated transcription.
GUAACAAAACUAUAUAAUCCCAUUAUCCUCUGACGCACGCUAUACUGUUCCCUCAAAUAUAUCGUUACAUAGAUUCUACUUCAUCUUUAGGAAAGCAUAUUUAGACAGAGAGAGAGAGAGAGAGAGAUGAUGAGAGAGAAAGAAGUGGACGGAGACGGUAACCUUGGUGGUGGUGAGAGGACGAUGGGGAGAGACGAUUCGGAGAGUGUACGAGAGAUGCAGUUGUCGAUAGCGGCGUCGUCGUCGGUGUUUCCGGGGUUUCGGUUUUCGCCUACGGAUGAUGAGUUGAUUUCGUAUUAUUUGAAGAAGAAGUUACAAGGAUGUGAUAAUUGUGUGGAUAUUAUUCCGGAGGUUGAUUUCUGUCGACAUGAGCCCUGGGAUUUACCAGGUCUUUCCAUUAUUCGAUCGGAUAAUGAGUGGUUCUUCUUUUCGGCCCGAGGAAAGAAGUAUCCAAACGGUUCACAAAGCAAACGGGCUACACAAUCCGGGUACUGGAAAGCCACUGGUAAAGAACGAAACGUAAAAUCAGGUGCUGUUACAAUUGGCACCAAGAGGACACUAGUUUUCCACACGGGCCGGGCCCCGAAAGGAGAAAGGACCGAAUGGAUCAUGCAUGAAUAUUGUAUGAGUGACACUUGCCAGGAAGCCCUGGUUGUUUGCCGGCUUAGACGAAAUGGCGAUUUCCGGGUGAAUGAAUCGCCAAGGGGUUCUUCUGAUCAUAGGAUAUCACCAGCGGCAGAUAAUGAUCAUGAUCAUUCUGCUACAAAUGAGUGUGCCAAUAAUACCCAAAUCGAUGGAGACGGGUUUGACGAUGAGAAUGCUAUCAAGAGCUGUUCUAUGGAAUCUAAAAGCAGCUACAGGUCUCAUUCAAUUGAACAAAAUGAUUCAGAAUCCGUGUCUGAUCAACAACUCAUUGAUGACUUCCCAGAUGGUUUUUCGACUCCAUAUAAGUUGGUAUUAUCAUGUAAUAUUACACAGGAAGGGGACAAUGAGGAUGAUUGUUUCGCUGAUAUAAUGAAGGACGACAUAAUAAAACUCGACGAAUCAGGCUCGCACUCUUUUAUGAUCCACGGCGUCUUGACGGGGACAAAGUGCACCGAAAUACUACCAACAGAAACCAUGUCGGCCCAGGGAACAGCAGUCCGAAGAAUUAGACUCGGACAACAAAACACAGAUCUAACCAAACAUGAACCACCAUCAUCUUGUGGUGACCAUAACAAUAACCCGACGUCCGAUAAGAAAGUACCAGGAUGUGUGCUUAGUCUCCUAGCUGGCAACGCCAAUUGUCUGUCCAAGUUCCAUCCUAUGUACCUGGUUUUCUUGUUGUUGCUCAUAAUGUUGGUUGCAUGGAAAGGUAAUUAUAUGGAUGCUAGACAACAUAUGGGUAACGGUAUGGAAGCUUCUAGAUGGCAGUUAAGUUAUUGGCUACGUAAGGCUGAUGAUAAUAUAUAAACCGGUUGUCUGUAUGUUAUGUGUUGUGUGUCUAAUGUAUAAGAUGAGUACUGAUCUACACGUGGUUGUGAAAUAGUUGUUAGUAUCUUGGUCUACUGGUUUGGAAUGUUUAGAUACACUUCAUGUAUGCAAAAUCAUAUGAUGUAUGAAAUAUAAAAGAUAUUGUCUAA